Scylla paramamosain (green mud crab) is the source of this 2369-nucleotide messenger RNA. RefSeq names its product peroxidasin-like. Gene Ontology annotation, molecular function: peroxidase activity; heme binding. The transcript is spliced from 8 exons. The record is from RefSeq and is a predicted model, not a curated record. Lineage: Eukaryota; Metazoa; Arthropoda; Malacostraca; Decapoda; Portunidae. Gene Ontology annotation, biological process: response to oxidative stress. Bases 84 to 2204 code for a protein of 706 amino acids.
UCUUGGUGAGAGAGAGAGAGAGCAAACUGUGCACGGGGAGGGAGCCAGGGAGCUACAGGGAACCAGGACGCCGCUGUGUUGUUAUGCCAAAACACUCAGCUGCGGCUUGUCAUACCCAAGUGUGUAUGACAGCCUGUGUGGUGACAUGGUGGUGUCUGUGGCUGACUGUGGCAGGCAUGGAGGUCUGGGGAGGAGGAGAGGAUGGGGAAAGAGGAGGAAGAGAGGAGAGGUCCCUUCAGCAAAUCCCCUUAGGAACCUCAGGAUUUCCCUUACCUGUGGAUAUUGACCCCAUUCCUUCAGGCCCCAGAGAACAGAUCAACCAAGUGACAUCCUUCAUUGAUGGGUCGGUGAUCUACGGGUCCAGCAAGGAGGAGAGUGACGAGCUGCGUGCCUUCUCUGGCGGCCUCCUCAAGGUGCAGCGCGGCCCGGCAAACACCCAGAUCCUCAUGGCCGACACCAACCAGAUUGACUGCAAGACCUCAGGAAGAUUCAAAGCCAGGUCACGCAAGACUCGGGCAGCAGACGGCCAGCUCAAAGACAUCGAGUCAGGUUCCCCAAACAACGUACUGGAUUUGAUGGAGGUUCUGCCUAACACUGACGUCAGCGAUAUCACGGAAAUUCCUAGCGUGUUUGAGCGUGACGACCAGACACUGCCCUGCGACCACACUUUGCGUUUCCGCACAGCUACAGGGUGGUGCAAUAAUCUUAACUUCCCGUCCUUCGGCAAGUCGUUCAGGGCAAAAAGUCGACUCCUACGUCCUUCUUAUGAAAACGGUCUGUCUAAACCUCGCGUCACUUCAGUCACCGGCAAGCCUCUCCCUUCCCCUCGGCUCAUUUCCACCAACAUGCACAACGACGUGUCUGCACCGCAUGUCCGCUAUACCCUAAUGGUCAUGCAGUGGGGCCAGUUUAUUGACCAUGAUAUUAUUUUCACCCCCAUCAACAAAGGUUUCCAAGACUCGAUUCUGGAUUGCCGCAGAUGUGACUCUCCCCAGACAGUCCACCCUGAGUGUUUCCCCAUAGCCAUUCCUCAGAACGAUCCAUUUUUCCCUCCUGUCAAUAUAUCAUCUGGCCAGCCAUUCUGCAUCCCCCUGACCCGCUCCAUGCCAGGCCAGCUGACACUAGGUGUGUGUGUGUGUGUGUGUGUGUGUGUGUGUGUGUGUGUGUGUGUGUGUGUGUGUGUGUGUGUGUGUGUGUGUGUGUGUGUGUGUGUGCAACAUUUCCCUCUAACACACUGCACUCCUAAUGACUAUCUCUCUCUCUCUCUCUCUCUCUCUCUCUCUCUCUCUCUCUCUCUCUCAGAUUACGAUGCAUACUGCAACCCAACAGUGCUCAAUGAAUUUGGCAUAGCCUUCCGCUUUGGCCACUCUCUACUCAAGCCUUCCCUGGAGCGCAUGGACGGAAUAUUUGCCAAGCGCAACCCUCCUGUCAAGCUGAGCGAACACUUCUUCAACCCAGACCUACUCUACCAGCCUGGGAUGCUUGAUGAGAUCAUCCGCGGCCUGACUACUGUGUCCAUGGAGACACUGGACCAGUUCUUGACAGAUGAGGUGACCAACCAUCUCUUUGAAGACAAGCGGCAGCCAUUCUCUGGCCUGGACCUGGCUGCCCUCAACAUCCAGCGAGGCAGAGACCAUGGACUGCAGCCUUACAAUGAGUACAGGGCCCUCUGUAACCUGACCAGGGCGAGGUCGUUUGAUGACCUGCACAGGGAGAUAGCGAGGCCGGUGAUCGAGCGAAUGAAACAGACGUACGCACACGUGGAUGACAUAGAUCUGUUCACUGGUGGAUUGAUUGAGACGCCGCUGCACGGUGGACUGGUCGGUCCCACGUUCGGCUGCAUCCUUGGCAUUCAGUUCAGGAACCUCCGCUGCUGUGACCGGUUCUGGUAUGAGAAUGCUGACCCACUUGUGCGCUUCACCGACCCUCAGCUCACUGAAAUAAGAAAGGUGACACUGGCCAAGCUUCUGUGUGACAACUGUGACAAUGUGGAAAGUGAACAGCGGUCUGUCUUUGACCUUCCAGACCCCUUCCUGAACCCCCGAGUGUCAUGUCGCGACCUCCCCGGGGUGAACCUUGAGCUGUGGAAAGAGGAGCACGAAGAAGAGGAAGACCUACAUAGGAUCAGAUGGAAGGACCAUGUCAAUGAAGACACAAGAGACAAAGGAUUAGAUGAAAGAAUGCCUCAAAGCAGAAACAUCUGAAGAAGACUUUUGUAAAGAGCAAUCCCAAAUAGAAAUUAGGGUGGGAAGAAGCAGCGUUGGCACUCACCACAUUGGUAACAUAGAUGCCCAGGAGUGUUCGUCGUGCUGGCCGUUCCACUAGGAUGGCCAUGAGGCUGCCAAUGAACCCUGGCACAAAGGAGACUG